UGUUGGACUGUCCCAUCUGCCAGAAGCCCGUCAAAGACAGCAAGAUCAACGAGCACCUCGACAGCGACUGCAGGGACCACCUCGCCGACCAUGAGCCGGUGAGGACGCACAGCUUCUUUACGGCCACCCAGCGCCAGAAGCCUCCAUCGCCGUCGCCGCCGCUGCCAACAGCGACACAAGGCGUCCACAGGGCGAAAACACCACCAAAACGAUCACAUGAUGAGAUGAACGAAGACGAAACGAACGGCGAACUGUCGCCGGCGGCGGUGAAGAGACAGCGCCGACUGAAGGCAGUCGAGGAUGCAAUGCCGCUGGCUGAGCGCAUGCGGCCAACAUCACUUGACGAUGUGUGCGGCCAGGAUCUGGUUGGUCCCGGGGGCAUCUUGCGCGGUAUGGUCGAGGAAGGGCGGCUGCCAUCGAUGGUCCUGUGGGGGAGGCCAGGCACAGGAAAGACGACGAUUGCGCGCCUCAUCGCCAACACGUCAGGCGCACGCUUCGUCGAGAUCAACAGCACCAGCACGAAGCUAGAGGAAGUGAGGAGGAUCUUUGGAGAGGCUGCAAGGGACCUGCAUCUGACCGGCCGCAAGACAAUCGUCUUCUGCGACGAGCUGCACCGCUUCUCCAAGACACAGCAGGACGCCUUCCUGGGGCCUGUCGAGUCCGGCACCAUCACCCUGAUUGCAGCGACCACCGAGAACCCGUCCUUCAAAGUCAUCUCUGCGCUGCUGAGCAGAUGCCGCACAUUCACCCUCGACGACCUGCGCGAACAAGACCUGCUACGCAUCCUCCAGCGUGCCCUAGCCACAGCAUCCACCACCACCACCACCACCACCUCCUCCUCCUCCUCCUCCUCCUCCCCCCUCCUCGACGACGAGAUGCUGACCUACUUCGCCCGCUUCUCCGACGGCGAUGCCCGCACAGCGCUGAACCUUCUCGAUCUCGCCAUCAGUUUGUCCAAGAGCGCCGACAUGACCAAGCAGAAGAUCCAGCAGUCCCUCACAAAAACGCUGGUCUAUGAUCGGGCAGGCGACCAGCACUACGACACCAUCUCCGCCCUGCACAAGUCCAUCCGCGGCUCUGACGCCGACGCUGCACUGUACUACCUCGCGCGCAUGCUGCAGUCUGGCGAGGAUCCGCGGUACAUCGCGCGCAGACUGGUAGUCGUAGCAUCUGAAGACGUGGGACUAGCAGACAACACAAUGCUCUCUCUCGCAACAGCGACAUACGAAGCAUGUGAGAAGAUUGGAAUGCCCGAGUGCAGGAUCAAUCUUGCGCAUUGUGUCACGGCGCUCUCGCUAGCGAAGAAAAGUACAAGAGCAUACAGAGGACUCAACGCUGCAAUGCAGGUCCUCAGAGAGCCCGGCAUGGCUGCCCUGCCUAUUCCGCAUCAUAUACGCAACGCGCCGACAAGGCUGAUGAAGGAGAUGGGCUAUGGAGAGGGGUACAAGUACAAUCCCGAGUACCUGAAUGGCAGGGUGAAGCAGGAGUACCUACCGGAGGCGCUGCGAGGAAGGUCAUUCUUGGAUACCAUCGACUUUGGGAGCAAGCGAGAUCCGGAUUUAGAGGCCGAGCUGACGGCGGAUGAGGAUGAGGAUGAGGAGGACGAUGGUGAACUAAGGCCUGAGGUGGACGAUCGGGUACCGACAUCACCUGUUCUGGAGUAGCAAGCUACCCAUGUUGGCAUACGAAGGAGCUCGUUUCUAUUGACCACUGGGCCAUCAACUGAGCAGGAUACCACACCUGGAUAUGACGGUGGCAAGAUCUAUGAACGAGCGAUCUCUGGCCGGACGGGUUGCAGUCUCCAACUACCUACUUAAUGAUUUGAGAGUCUUUUCAGAUUUCACUGAAGCCGUCCUCAGUCUUCCA
Molecule: messenger RNA, 1866 nt
Organism: Macroventuria anomochaeta
Lineage: Eukaryota; Fungi; Ascomycota; Dothideomycetes; Pleosporales; Didymellaceae
Product: P-loop containing nucleoside triphosphate hydrolase protein
Exons: 1
Coding region: 306-1664 (452 amino acids)
Biological process (GO): DNA-templated DNA replication; regulation of DNA repair
Cellular component (GO): nucleus
Molecular function (GO): ATP binding; enzyme activator activity; single-stranded DNA helicase activity
Source: RefSeq, a predicted model, not a curated record